AUGGAGGAUGGCAUUACCUUGCAACAAAUGCUGGAAAUUGGCAUCCUGGACCACAUCGACACCCUGGAACGGAUCAGCGUCAAGGCGCAAAAGGAACACGGCCUCAAGACGGCCUUGGCCACCAUGAAGAAAGAGUGGCGUCCAAUCGAAUUUGGCCUUGUUCCACACAGAGCGGGCACCCAUAUGGUCAGAGGAAUCGAUGAGAUCCAGGCUGUGCUCGAUGACCACAUUGUCAAAUCAAUGGGCAUUCGUGGCUCGCCUUUCGUGGAGCCGAUCGAGAAAGAAGUGAAGGAUUGGCUGUUGAAGCUCACUUACAUCCAAGACCUUCUGGAGCAGUGGCUGGCGAUGCAGCGUUCAUGGCUGUACCUGGAGCCGAUCUUCAGUUCAGAUGACAUCCAGAAGCAGCUUCCCAGUGAAGCCAAACGUUUCCAACAGGUCAACAUCCUUUGGCGAACUACAAUGGAGUCCGUUGCCGAAAAUCCGAACGUUCUGGAUGUGUCAGAGAUCGAGAACCUUCUCGCGAGCUUCAUUGAUGCCAACAAGAAGCUGGAUGCAAUCCAGAAAGGCCUAAACGACUACCUGGACACAAAGCGCCUGGCCUUUCCGCGCUUCUUCUUCCUCUCGAGUGAUGAGCUGCUCAUGAUCCUGUCCCAGACCAAGGACCCGACAGCGGUUCAGCCGCACAUGGGCAAGUGCUUCGAAGGCAUCAGCAGGGUUCGCUUCAACAACACAAACGAGAUCAUCGAAGCCAUGUCGUCUGUAGAGGGUGAGGUGGUCGAACUCGCCCAGCCCGUGAACGUGGUCGAAGGAGAGAAGAAGGGCAACGUGGAGAAGUGGUUGAUGGAGGUGCAAGGCUCCAUGAUCGACAGCCUGACGAAGGUGACCGGCACUUCCCUCUUGGCCUAUGCAAAGACGCAACGUGGGGGCCCUCGUGUGCAAUCGCCAGUUACGCUCGUAUGUCUUGGCCUGCUGGGUUCACAUCAUGCCUUCAUGUCCGAGCGCGCAGAUGCUGGUACUGAUGCUGAUCCCAGAAGUGGCUCACCGCAAGACGCAGGGGUUGCCGCUUCUUGUGCUACUAGUAGCCUGCUUCGAUCCUCCACAGCCUAA
Messenger RNA from Symbiodinium necroappetens, 1107 nucleotides. Lineage: Eukaryota; Dinophyceae; Suessiales; Symbiodiniaceae. The record is from the annotation of a GenBank genome assembly.